Molecule: messenger RNA, 2555 nt
Organism: Monodelphis domestica (gray short-tailed opossum)
Lineage: Eukaryota; Metazoa; Chordata; Mammalia; Didelphimorphia; Didelphidae
Gene: RNGTT
Product: RNA guanylyltransferase and 5'-phosphatase
Biological process (GO): 7-methylguanosine mRNA capping; protein dephosphorylation
Molecular function (GO): mRNA guanylyltransferase activity; ATP binding; mRNA 5'-triphosphate monophosphatase activity
Source: RefSeq, a predicted model, not a curated record
GAGGGUCCGGGGUGGGGUGGGGGUUCAGCGGCCCCGGCCGUCCCGUCGCCUCCGCCGCGUCCGGGACCAUGUCGCACAACAAGAUCCCGCCGCGGUGGCUGCACUGCCCGCGCCGAGGCCAGCCCGUGGCAGGAAAAUUCUUACCUCUGAAGACUAUGUUAGGACCAAGAUACGAUAGUCAAGUUGCUGAAGAGAAUCGAUUCCAUCCUAGUAUGCUCUCCAACUAUCUGAAGAGCCUAAAGGUUAAAAUGGGACUGUUGGUGGAUUUGACAAAUACUACGAGGUUUUAUGACAGAAAUGAUAUUGAAAAAGAAGGGAUCAAGUAUAUAAAGCUUCAAUGUAAAGGCCAUGGGGAAUGCCCUACAGCUGAGAACACAGAUACAUUCAUCCGUCUAUGUGAACGUUUUAAUGAGAAGAAUCCUCCUGAACUUAUAGGUGUUCAUUGUACUCAUGGUUUCAAUAGAACUGGUUUCCUCAUAUGUGCCUUCUUGGUUGAGAAGAUGGAUUGGAGUAUUGAAGCAGCAGUUGCUACUUUUGCCCAAGCCAGGCCACCAGGAAUCUAUAAAGGUGAUUAUUUGAAAGAACUUUUUCGACGUUAUGGGGAUGUAGAAGAAGCACCUCCCCCACCUUUAUUGCCAGAGUGGUGUUUUGAAGAAGAAGAGGAGGAGGAUGAGGAAGAAGAGGGGAAAAAAGAAUCAGAGCCUGGAUCAAGUACUUCCUUUGUCAAAAGAAGAAAAGAACGUUUAAAACUGGGCGCUAUUUUUUUGGAAGGUGUGACAGUUAAAGGCGUAACCCAAGUAACAACUCAACCAAAGUUAGGAGAAAUACAGCAAAAGUGUCAUCAUUUCUGUGGCUGGGAAGGUUCUGGAUUCCCUGGAGCACAACCAGUUUCCAUGGACAAGCAAAAUAUUAAAUUUCUAGAGCAGAAUCCAUAUAAAGUAAGCUGGAAAGCAGAUGGUACUCGGUACAUGAUGUUGAUUGAUGGCACAAAUGAAGUUUUUAUGAUAGAUAGAGACAACUCAGUUUUUCAUGUGUCAAAUUUGGAAUUUCCAUUCCGUAAGGAUCUUCGUAUUCAUUUGUCAAAUACCCUUUUGGAUGGGGAAAUGAUUGUUGACAAAGUAAAUGGACAGGUCGUUCCUCGGUACUUGAUAUACGACAUAAUUAAAUUUAAUGGACAACCAGUUGGAAAUUGUGAUUUCAAUACUCGAUUGCAGUGUAUUGAGAAAGAAAUAAUAAGCCCUCGACAUGAAAAAAUGAAGAACGGUCUCAUUGACAAAACACAGGAACCCUUUAGUGUUAGGAACAAGCCAUUUUUUGACAUCUCUACUUCAAGAAAGCUUCUUGAAGGAAGUUUUGCUAGAGAAGUCAGUCAUGAAGUAGAUGGACUUAUUUUUCAGCCUAUUGGAAAAUACAAACCUGGCCGGUGUGAUGAUAUUUUGAAAUGGAAACCUCCCAGUCUGAAUUCUGUAGAUUUUCGCCUAAAAAUAACCAGAAUGGGGGGAGAAGGGCUGCUUCCCCAGAAUGUUGGCCUUCUUUAUGUUGGAGGUUAUGAAAGACCAUUUGCACAAAUUAAGGUGACAAAAGAACUAAAACAAUAUGACAAUAAAAUUAUAGAAUGCAAAUUUGAGAACAACAGUUGGGUCUUCAUGAGACAGAGAACAGACAAAAGCUUUCCAAAUGCUUAUAACACUGCCAUGGCUGUAUGUAACAGCAUCUCCAACCCAGUCACCAAGGAAAUCCUCUUUGAGUUCAUUGACAGAUGUAUGACAGCUUCUCAAGGACAAGCACGCAAGCAUCAUCUGGACCCAGAUACAGAGCUCAUGCCUCCUCCACCUCCCAAAAAACCACGUCCUGGCAUCUAAUUUCAGUGUUUAGAAAGAAAUAAGUGGGAAAAGCCUGAUAUAACUUUACAGCUUUGUGACCAGAGGAACUAAAAAAAUGGUGGGUUAUACAUUUGAGAAGAGGGAGGAAGAAAUAACAAGAAAAACGGUAUUGUAGCUGUCCUAUAAAUAUUUGAUGCAUUUUCUCCAGUGCUACCAUACAUCAUGGACUUGAACAUUCUCUUUUUACUUGAUAAACACAAGGUUACCUUGUAAAAUCUGAAGUUUGAACUAUCCAAAGGUUUAGAUGAGAGUAGAAUCAAUGGAAAGAGGCCUUGUUUAUAUAUGGAUAACUUUCACCUUUAAUUUAUAAUGUUACUAAUCUGGAACUGUGAGUUCAAGAAACACUGUAUUUUUAGGGACUUUCUUUCAAAAAUAUAAAGUUAUAACCUUUUUCUUUUUCUAAGUGAUGGAGUUUGUCUCAUUUAUCAUAGAUUUCCUACAUUUCAGAGAUUGAUGUGUUUAAAAAAAUAGUAGAAUUCUUUGAGUAUUAUACUAGUAAAAUGAGCUAUACUCAUUUUAAUCCUAUCUUUUUGUGGGAGGAAAAAUACUUUAAAAAAAUGAAACUUUAAUGUUGUAAUUAGCAUCCUUUCUAAAGGAAACCUGUUGGGUAUUUUUAUCUGUUUCUGUUAUUUGAACUCUCAUAUCUAAUGUUUAGUGUGCCAGUUUUAGCUU